This is a messenger RNA of Colletotrichum higginsianum IMI 349063, 2304 nucleotides long. Its product is annotated as Fungal specific transcription factor domain-containing protein. Lineage: Eukaryota; Fungi; Ascomycota; Sordariomycetes; Glomerellales; Glomerellaceae. The transcript has 3 exons. The coding region runs from base 1 to 2304 and encodes 767 amino acids. Gene Ontology annotation, molecular function: zinc ion binding; DNA binding; DNA-binding transcription factor activity, RNA polymerase II-specific. Gene Ontology annotation, biological process: DNA-templated transcription; regulation of DNA-templated transcription. The record is from RefSeq and is a predicted model, not a curated record.
AUGUCGGGAGAAGCCCAGCUCCCACCCCCGCCGAGGGCUCCUCCACCACCCGAACCCGACCCCAUGGCAGCCAUGAAGCUUACCAGGGGCACCUCGUGUGUGUUGUGCCAGCAAAGAAAGGUGCGCUGCGACAAGAACAAGCCGUGUGCCAACUGCGUUAAGGCCAGGGUAGAGUGCCGGGUGAUACCCCCGCAACCACCAAGACGGCGGAAGAAGCGUCUCCAGGAGCGGGAUCUCGUUGACCGACUCAAAAAGUACGAGAACCUUUUGGCCGAGAAUGGCGUCAAAUUCGAUCCCAUCGCCGCGAACAUCAAGUCUUUGGACAGGAACUCGAUCCACAUGGACGACGAUAAUCAAAUCGACGACGAUGCCGACCUGGCAAACGACUUUGAAGGACUGAAGACCUCCCCCGAGGGAAGCACAUCCCCUUCUGUGGCAGGGAGCCGAAGAUCGCAGUCCGAUAAGGCCAGCGAGGAACUGCUCAGGGAUUCGUCGGAAGACGAGGUUGAUGGUUCAACGAUACACCAUGCCUUUGACAAGAUGUACGACAACCAAGAUGGUUUCCCGUUCAUUGUAGGCAGUCGGAAUGCCUCUGUAACGCACCUCCACCCGCCACCCAUCCAAAUCUUCCAACUCUGGCAGAUCUACAUUAACAAUGUCAACCCCCUCCUGAAAAUUACACAUGUGCCUACAGUCCAGGGUCUUAUCAUCGAGGCGAGCGCCAACCUCGAAAAGGUCCCCAAGAGCGUUGAAUCGCUCAUGUUUGCCAUAUACCUUAUGGCAGUCACCUCACUAGAGGAUGCAGAGGUUGCAAAGAUGUUUAACGAACCCAAGCCCACCGUCCUGUCCACUUUCCACACUGGGCUUCAGCAAGCCCUCGUCAAUGCCGGUUUCAUGCGCACCAGCGACACGAUGGUUCUCCAGGCCUACAUGCUCUAUCUGAUUGGGGUUCGCAUGUUCGUUGACCCGCGGCAGAUAUUCUGUCUUGUCGGGAUCGCCGUGAGAAUAGGCCAGCGAAUGGGCCUUCAUCGGGACGCUGCAGCGUUUGGCCUGUCGCCGUACGAGGUCGAGCAGAGGCGGCGGCUGUGGUGGACGAUCGUAGGCUACGACCGCCGGAUAGGAGAGAUGACGGGCUCGACUGUGACAGCAUUGUCUACUGCCGGGGACUGCAAGCUGCCCCUGAACAUCAACGAUACAGACCUUCACGUCAACGGCAAAGACGCCCCGACCCCGCACCAGGGCGUGACCGAGAUGCUAUUCGUCCUCAUCCGGACGGAGCUUGCGAUGGCCAUCAGCAUUGACACCAUGCGUGACCCCCAAAGACACGGCGACAAGGACGGCGUCCCCGGGUCUGCCGCCGCGCCGCGACCGGUUCCGACUGUCCGCAUGGCUGGCCAGGACCAAUCUUACACACUCGAUGGAUUCUUCGCGCACAUCGAGGGCACAUACCUGAAGUGGUGUGAUCCCAAGAUCCCGCUACACUUCUUCACCCUCACCAUGACGCGGCAGGCCCUGUGCAAGAUGCGCGUGAUCUCGUUUCUCGUGCGUAUGGGUAAUGGCGAGGCAACUACGCUGGCGGACCACGAGCGCGACACGCUCUUUCUCGAGGCCAUCCAGAUGAUCGAGUACGACAAUGUCGUCCAGGCCGCCGACAGUCUGCAGGGCUACAAAUGGUAUACCUACCUGCACUUUCCGUUCCCGGCGUACAUGUUUCUGGUGACGGAGCUACGCCACCGGCUGACGGGACCCAUGGUUGAGCGCGCGUGGGAUGCCAUCGCCGAGAACCACGACCGACGCGGUCUCAUGAGCACGCUGCACAGCCCCAUGCACAUCGCGUUCGGCAACCUCUUUAUCAAAGCCUGGGACGCCCAUGAAGCCGGGCAGCAACAAAUCGGCAAACCGGUGCAGGAGCCCAUGUGGAUCACGCGGCUCCGGCAGCGGGCGGAGAAGAUGGGGAAGAAGCAGCGCAGCGGCCAACCCGGGCCGGAGAUGGGUGUCGGCAUCCCGCAGCCGGCGGCACGGGUUGCGCCGGUAAGCGGGACCUCGCAGCUUGGGUCCAUGCAGCUGCCACAGAAUAUGAUGAUGACGCCGCCGUCUGUGAGUGCGGAAACGCCAGCGAUGCACGGCCCGCCGGCGCCCGACAAUGAUGUCGUGGACAUGGACUGGAGCUACCUGAUGCAGGGAUACGAUAUGGAUACAUAUGCCGCGUUCGGAGGGGGGUUUGGGGGCUUCCCAAUGAACAGUAAUAGCAUGGGAGGGUCGAGCAUGAUGGGCAACCCGGACGGAAGCAUGUUUGGCAACUGA